GGGCGAGCAACUUGAUUGGCCGAGAGCGGCCCUCUCCGUUAUGGCGUUCCCCUGCGCGGCGCGUCCUUGGCCCGUCGCCUAGCAACGGCGAUGGACCGAGAAACGGAAGGCCGCGAGUACCUGGCCCAGCACAAAAUCCCGGAGCUUUUGUAUAGUUUAACCUCGUUGCUUCUCUACCAUCGGCCGGAACGACCGAGAGAAUUUUUGAUAAAGACAUUGGAAAAAGUAAAGAUUGCCAAAGCAACAAGCAAUGAUUAUCCCAACCUUAUGGAUGAGUCAAACCUGGAUGCAAUGUUUGAUAUGAUUGAUGUCGGGGGCGAAGGCCACAUAAAUGUAAUACAGUACAAAGGAGCACUUGAGUCUCUGGGAUUGAGUAGCCAGGAUGUACCUUAUAAAGAAAAUGAAGUAAUUACAUCAAAUGUCUUCAAGGAAAAUGUGACGAAAAAAUUUACUGAGCUGUGGAAAACGGUUUAAUCCUAAAUAUGCCUACCUGGAAUAUUUUUUUUAUGUAUGUGUAUAUAUAUAUAUAUUUCAGUUUCUGAAAAAAAGCUAGCAAUUUCAUUUAUAUGUAAUGGCCUUCCCUUGUAGUAAUUUUAUCCUCACUGAAGCAUUCCUUUAUUUCAGAAUCUUCACAACUGUUAUACUGAAUUUGCUAAAUAAAUAAUGGGAGUAUUAGC
Molecule: messenger RNA, 677 nt
Organism: Pseudonaja textilis
Lineage: Eukaryota; Metazoa; Chordata; Lepidosauria; Squamata; Elapidae
Gene: EFCAB10
Product: EF-hand calcium binding domain 10
Molecular function (GO): calcium ion binding
Source: RefSeq, a predicted model, not a curated record